AAAAGAGGAACGGUAUAUUGUAGAAAGCUUACCCUGUUACCUCCUGGGGAAAAACUGAAUGUGGAGUUUGACGAUGAUGGUGUGGCUAUUGGUGAUAAUGCUUCAUUAUUUUCUUUCUUCUUGGGUCAACAAGUUCGAAAUAAACAAGUUAAAUGUUGGGACGAUUAUAAAUCUGAAACAUUAGACCAUUUGUGGGCUUGCAUCACGGAGAAGUGGUCAUUUGAUGACCCUGAAAACAGGCGGGAGUGUGUUAUGAAACAUGCACAACGUUUAUUCAGAGGUGCUAGGAGCAAAUUGAAAUCAAAGUACUUUAAUGAUAAAAACUUGAAAACAAAAGAAGAACGUCUCAAAAAUAAGCCUAGUCAUCUGACUAAAGUGGAAUGGAAGUUCUUGGUUGACUAUUGGAGUGAAGAGGCGGUUAUGGAGAAGAGAAAAAAAGCAAGUGAAAGUAGGGCACAACAGAAGAUGCCUCACUAUAAUGGCACUAAAAGCUUCGGUCGCACUAGACAAGAAAUUAAGAAGAAGAAUGGCGGGAAGUGUUCUCGAGUUGAUGUAUUGGUUGCAACUCGUACAAGAAAAUCUGAGAAGGCUGUGAAUGCAAUCAAUUUGGCAAAUAACACUCAUGCAGUAGAUGAGAUAAACAAAUUAAAGGAACAAAGAGAGCAAGGUCUUAAUGAGAAAAUAGAUGAGCAAAUUAUUCAGGAUGUGCUUGGCAAAGAUACACAUGGGUAUUUGAAAGCUCAUGGACCUGGUAGAAGUAUUACGCAACAUUUUAAAGUAAAUCCCUCUCGAAUUGAUCUUACUCAAGAGGUGAAUGAAGUUAAAAAGAAAGCAGAUCAAGCAAUUGAAGAUGCAAGAAAAGAAGCUGAAAAUGCUAGAACAGAAGCAGAACAGGCUAAAUUAGAAGCUGAACAAGCCAAAAAAGAGGCGGAAGCUGUUAAGAAUGACGUGGACAGAAAAAUUGCUGAUAAUAAUGCAGUUUGGGAGAAGAAGUUUAGUCAACUUCUGGAUUUUCUUGGAGCAGGAAGUUCAUUAGAUUCUGAUGAUUUAGGAAGUCAAGGUUCAAAGGAAUGAAGUAACAAGGAGCGGAGCACAAACAUAUUGUCACAUUGUACAUAUAUAUAGAGUAUAGAUUGUUCUUCAGCAAAACGAUUUGAGUGUUUUAUUUUUUAUUUAUUUUAGUAAGAGUGAGCUAGAGAUGAGACAUUGAGACAAUUGAUUUCUAGUAUGUUUGUAUAUAUGGAUAUCGAAUUCAAGUAUGUUUGAAUGAAAGGGAUUCCAAGACAUAAUAUCACCUUUUUAAUGUUAUAUAUCGAUUUCAAGAAUGACAAAUAUGACAUAUUUGAGAAAAACUCCAUCUUUAAUAUUCAGUUAUGCGUAUACCAUAAAUGCUGCAAC
This is a messenger RNA of Chenopodium quinoa (quinoa), 1398 nucleotides long. Its product is annotated as CAP-Gly domain-containing linker protein 1-like. The transcript is spliced from 6 exons. NCBI's taxonomy places the organism in Eukaryota, Viridiplantae, Streptophyta, Magnoliopsida, Caryophyllales, Amaranthaceae. The record is from RefSeq and is a predicted model, not a curated record. Bases 253 to 1074 code for a protein of 273 amino acids.